AAUCCUAUAUAUAGCCCUCGCAAGGUUGAGUUUGAUCACAGAGCACCACACAAUCUAUCCAACAGACAAACAGAGAGGGGUACGUAUAACUUACACCAUGACUAGGAAAAAGGUGAAGAUGGCUUAUAUCCCGAGUGACAUGGCAAGGAAGGCGAGCUUCAGGAAGAGGAAGGGGGGCCUGAUGAAGAAGAUGGAAGAGCUCAACACUCUCUGUGAUGUCCAUGGCUUCUUGAUCAUUCAUGGUCCAGAGGACAAGGAGCCCACAGUUUGGCCAUCCCCGGCAGUGGCUGAAGAGCUGCUCGAGCGGUUCAUGAGCGUCUCCGACAUGGAGAGGGGCAGGAAGAUGAUGGACCACGAGCAUUACCUGAGGGAGAGGAUCACAAAAUCUCAGGAGCUGAUCGCGAAGCACGCAAGACGGAACAGGGAGCUGCAGGCCAUUCAUUUCAUGAACCGGAUCCAAUGGGACGGGGCACAACUCUCCGGCUUCAGCUCAGGAGAUCUCAACGAACUUGUUUGGUUGAUAGAUGAGAAGAGGAGGGAGGUUGCCAAGAGGAGGAACUUGUCGCAGUACGUUGCUGCAGCUUCAUCUUGUCCUCCUUCCCCACUUGAUCACUUGGUUCCUCCAUCCAGCCCGGAACUCGAAAUCUAUCUCCCUCAGGUCAGGUUUUCGGGAGAGGAUGAUGAGGAAGAUCUGCCUGAAUUCAAUGCAGGGCUGGAUAACUCGGACUCGGAGGCAUCUCGUCCUCCCACAUCGAGUUCAGGGAUGAGUACCCUCCAAGUUCCUCCUUCUGGUUCGAGAGUCGACACUGGGACAGGUCUGAUCAAUAGCCAUGAUGCCUUGAUGUGGGAGCAGUUUAUCUCAGGUUUAAUGAAUGAUCACCCAAUGACCCGAAACACAGCUCCUAACGCAAGGAAUCUGAUGGGAGCAGGAAUAUUGAGGGCCCCAACCACAGCUCCCAAUGUAUCCGGUUCCGAUCCUAAUGUGGUAUUGGCGGCGAAAAAUAUUGGUGUCCCAACCAGUGUUGCCCCUAAUAUGGCACCAGAUCAGGUAGACAUUGGGAUCAUUGAAGGCAGGGAGCAGAGCUUGGGCCUCCACAAUGGUAACAACAUGGGAGGAGGUGACGGUUUACACAACAUGGAGGUGGAGACCCGGGAAGAUGCCAGAGGAAUUCCUGACUCCCGAGGCAACGAGAGCGACUAUGCCUUUGUUCUGCAGGAUGACGAUACUGUAGGUGGAGAAAGCAUUCAGUCUCAUCAUCAGGUCGGGUCGGGAGAUCAAGCUGGGGGCGGAUAUGGAAUAGUGCUGCCUCAACCGAACUUCGAGCAUGAUAUCUACCCACAGAAUCCCCUCUUAAUGAGUCACUUUGACAUCAUGAACAGAGGCACAGGCGAUGGAGGCAGCCGCAGUGCAAGUGAUGUGGAGCCAACCAAGACUCCCGGGUUCAACACCGAUUGGCUGUUCUAUUCUUAGAGGUUCAUCAAAUGUCAGGAGUCGUCGUUGCGGGCUGUGUGUUGUACUAGGAAUAGUGCUCUAUAUCUCCUGUCCUAGCUUGUUAGAAUAAAUCUUUUGCUAUGUUUCGUGUUAAUUGGGAGCUGUGCGUUGUACUAGGAAAAGAGCUACGUCUUCUGUCCUAGCUUGUCACAGUAAAUCUUUUGCUAUGUUUCAUGAAUAAGAAUUCAGCAAGUGUUUUGGCUUUUCCUCUUCUUCUUCUUGUUUUUUUUUUUUCCCUCCCCGGUGAAAGGGGAGGCCUGAGGCCUAGUUAUAGAAGUUAAAAGUUCAAAAAUACAACGUCAGGAUAAGGAAGCCCCAGAUAAAUCACCAAGGAAUAGCGGGCAUACACCACCCGGGGGUGCAAAUGAAACUAAUUCCGUAGAAGAAGGCGCAAAGCCCAUCUUGCCCUCCCAUCGGCGUUAGAGUUCCCCUCUCAACGAUAACAUGCCACUCUUUGGUCAGGAUACGACGAAUGUCCCUCACCAAAGCAGAAGAGCUGGGCGGACAGUAGGUAAGGGCCGUGAGGCCCCUGGAUCAUUUUGCAGACCACCUCGGAGUCAAGCUCUAGAAAAACCUGCCUAAGGCCAAGAUCCCAAACAUGGUGAGACCGACCAAGACUCCCGCAAUUCAGCUA
This is a messenger RNA of Punica granatum (pomegranate), 2126 nucleotides long. The record is from RefSeq and is a predicted model, not a curated record. Lineage: Eukaryota; Viridiplantae; Streptophyta; Magnoliopsida; Myrtales; Lythraceae.